GUAUGAGGGAUUACUAAGCAGGGGUUACACAACGGUAAUGUACUAUCAGCUAAAAUUUUUUUUUUAAAAAAAAAUAUUACAUUUUAAUUUCCAACCAUGGCUGAUACUGCCGAUACUGAGAAUAAGCAAGUCGUUACGGAAUCUUCAAGGGGAACUGAAGAAGAGGACGUGGUUCCUUCACCUGACAUUCACUUUGAGCCCCUUGUCAGUCUUGACGAGGUUGAGGUGAAAACAUUUGAAGAAGACGAGGAUGUUUUAUUUAAAAUGCGCGCCAAACUUUUUCGAUUUGAUAAACCCUUAAAGGAAUGGAAAGAACGAGGCACUGGAGAUGUUCGUUUUCUUCAGCAUAAAGAAACAAAAAAAAUUCGUCUAGUAAUGCGACGAGAUAAGACUCAUAAAGUUUGCGCCAAUCAUUACAUUACUUCCGAAAUGCAACUUUCCCCAAAUGUUGGAUCAGAUCGCUCGUGGGUGUGGAAUGUUAAUGCUGACGUUUCUGAUGGCGAACCAAAAGCAGAAACGUUAGCUAUUCGGUUUGCAAAUAUUGAAAAUGCUAAUUCCUUUAAAGAGAAGUUUUAUGAAAUGCAAAAGAUGAACAUCGAAAUUAAAGAAGCAAAGAAAAAUGAAACUCCUAAGAAGGAUGAUGAAAAAAACAAUGUAAAAGAUGAGAAAGACAAAAAAGAUGAAAAAGAUGAAAAGAAACAAAAGGAUGAAAAAGAUGAAAAGGAUGAAAAGGAUGAAAAGGAUGAGGAAAAAACUUCUUAAAUAUGUUUAUUUCAUCCAAAUUAAGCCAAUUAAACUAUUAUUAUUAAACAUUCAGUAAUAAUCAUUUACAAUAAUUAUCUAUUAAUAAUGAAAGUUAGUAAUAACUUAAAAACAAAACCAAUAAAUAAUAAAAUUGUAAUUAACUGAAUCCAACAAUAACAAUCUA
Messenger RNA from Rhizophagus irregularis DAOM 181602=DAOM 197198, 928 nucleotides. RefSeq names its product single stranded nucleic acid binding protein. Gene Ontology annotation, cellular component: nuclear pore; cytoplasm. The record is from RefSeq and is a predicted model, not a curated record. Gene Ontology annotation, biological process: nucleocytoplasmic transport. Gene Ontology annotation, molecular function: GTPase activator activity. Lineage: Eukaryota; Fungi; Glomeromycota; Glomeromycetes; Glomerales; Glomeraceae.